GCAUUAACCAACUCCAAUAUUUGCAAUCUAUCUUGCACUACCUUGCCAAUUUGUAGUUGAUUCUGGAUCCAGCUUGUAACUACUACCUCAAUCAAUACUUUUCCACUUUUUAAACUCACAAUGUCAACUUUGGAAGAUUUAGACUCGUUGGUAAAUUCUAACAACAAUGAAAAUUCACAAACUCCAAAAAAAGAAGAAGUUGAUCCAGAUGAAGAAAUAUUAAGGGAAUUAUUAAACUCUUCAGCUUCAGAUAUUAAAAACAGAGCAAGGCUUUUGGAAAAUGAUAUCAGAGUAAUGAAAUCAGAAGUUCAAAGAUUGAAUCAUGAAAAGUCAACAAUGCUUGAAAAAAUUAAAGAUAACCAGGAGAAAAUUUCUAAUAACAAAGUUUUACCAUACUUGGUUGCAAAUGUUGUUGAAUUAUUAGAUUUGGAAGCAGAUGAAAGUGCUAAGACUGAAGGUGCAAAUAUCGAUUUGGAUUCUACAAGAGUAGGAAAAUCUGCUGUCAUAAGAACUACAACUAGACAAACUGUGUUCUUACCAAUGAUUGGUUUGGUCGAUCCUGCUACUUUAAAACCAAAUGAUUUAAUAGGUGUCAAUAAAGACUCUUAUUUGAUAUUAGAUACUUUACCCGCAGAAUAUGACUCAAGAGUUAAAGCAAUGGAAGUCGAUGAAAAGCCAACGGAAAGUUAUAAUGACAUUGGUGGUUUAGACAAACAAAUUGAGGAAUUAGUAGAAGCCGUAGUGUUACCAAUGCAACAGGCUGAUAAAUUUAAAACAAUUGGUAUUAAACCCCCAAAGGGUGCUUUAAUGUAUGGUCCUCCAGGUACCGGAAAAACUUUGCUAGCAAGAGCUUGUGCUGCACAAUCAAACGCUACUUUUUUGAAAUUAGCAGCUCCUCAGUUGGUUCAAAUGUACAUUGGUGAUGGUGCAAAAUUAGUUCGUGAUGCCUUUGCUUUAGCCAAAGAAAAAGCUCCAACUAUUAUAUUCAUAGAUGAAUUGGAUGCUAUCGGUACUAAAAGAUUUGAUUCUGACAAAUCUGGUGAUAGAGAAGUUCAAAGAACAAUGUUAGAGUUAUUGAAUCAAUUGGAUGGUUUUGGUUCCGAUGAUAGAGUCAAAGUAUUAGCAGCCACAAAUAGGGUUGAUGUUCUUGAUCCUGCUUUAUUAAGAUCUGGUAGAUUAGAUAGAAAAAUUGAAUUUCCUUUGCCCACUGAAGAAGCUAGAUCACAGAUUUUGCAGAUCCAUGCCAGGAAAAUGAAAUGCGACUCUUUGAUAAAUUGGAAAGAAUUAGCAAGAAGUACUGAUGAAUUCAAUGGCGCUCAAUUAAAAGCUGUUGCUGUUGAAGCAGGGAUGAUUGCCUUAAGAAAUGGUCAAAACAGUAUUAAGCAUGAAGAUUUUGUUGAAGCAAUUGGUGAAGUUCAAGCAAGAAAAUCAAAAUCCGUAUCAUUCUAUGCAUAAUUUCUUUUCUUUUAUUUACAGUUUUUUUUUUACCUUAAUUAUUGAAAAUUAAUAUAUGUAUAUUGUUUAGAUUCCUAAAAAACAUUCAUAAAAUGAUGAUCAAAAUAAAUAAAUUUAUAUACGAAAAGUUUUCCCAACAAAAAAAACGAGAAGAGCAAAAGACAAAAAAAGAUAU
Molecule: messenger RNA, 1630 nt
Organism: Ascoidea rubescens DSM 1968
Lineage: Eukaryota; Fungi; Ascomycota; Saccharomycetes; Ascoideales; Ascoideaceae
Gene: RPT5
Product: proteasome regulatory particle base subunit RPT5
Exons: 1
Coding region: 121-1455 (444 amino acids)
Biological process (GO): proteasome-mediated ubiquitin-dependent protein catabolic process
Cellular component (GO): proteasome regulatory particle, base subcomplex
Molecular function (GO): ATP binding; proteasome-activating activity; ATP hydrolysis activity
Source: RefSeq, a predicted model, not a curated record